AUGUCGCCUGCAUACUGCAACGGAGGUGGGGAGGAGACCCGCCGCAGGCGCCGGGGGUCGGAUGACGAAAGCGAGCGAAGCCAGGCAGGCGGAAAGGGAGAGUGCUACCUGGAAAGCUUCUGUCUCCAGGACGCCUUUCGAGACUUCCAGAGCCGCGUCCCUUUAAAGAAACUCGUCAGCGCGCAACACGCUCACCGCAUUUGGCAGUGGUAUGAGCUGUGUGGCCCCGAGGCAGACGGCGACAGUCCGUUGCUGAUUUACUCCUCUCCGGUCGUUUUCCUCCACGGCGUCAACGGCACUGCGGCGAUCUACUUCCAACAGCUGCAGGCGCUCGCCGAAAAGGGCUACCGCGUGCUGUCGGUCCAGUGGCCUGCGCUGUCUUCUCUCGCCUCGUUCCUCUCCUCCUUCGACGAAUUCCUCACGCAUAUUCUAGCCUCACCUUCGGCGGCGGCGCGCGCGGCGCGCCCGCGCCCUGGGCAGGCGGCGGGCCCUUCGGGGCUGCCGGCGCAUUCUUCCUCAGCGCCGGAUCGGCUGUCUUCGCACUUCGACUCGGUGGCGUCUGCAGCUGCGUGCGACGAGGCGGCCUGCGCGUCGGCGCGCAAGCAGUCGCGCGGCAUUCACCUCUUUGGCGCCGGUCUCGGCGGGCUCCUCUGUCUGUACUUUGCGCAGCGCAGACCUGAGAUGGUUUCGAGCGUCAUCGUCUGCAACUCGUUCCUGAACGCCGCGUUCCUGCUCGGCGCGCUCGCGCCCCUCCGCGGCGUGUUCUCGCCGAUGUUCCAUCUUUUGCCACACGCGGCGCUGCGGAAAAUCAUCAUCGACACCUACUUUUCCGCCGGGCGCCCGUCGGUCUACGUGGAGAACGGCGUCCGUACGCCAGGGCAGCCCGGCGAGGGAGACGACGAGUUCCCUGAGCGCAUCGUCUGGGCAGACGAAUCUCGCUCAGGCAGCGAGCGCUACGAGACAAGCGGGGGCUUCUGGGUCGUCCCCCGCGAAGAUAUGCAAACCCGAAACAGCAAAGAGUUCCUGAUCUGCAAUCUAGACGCCAUCAGCGCCAAGGACCUCGCCGCCCGACUCGCUCUGCAGAUGUCAAUCGGAUCUUCUACGCCCCUUCAGACGACCCCGGAGAAGAUGCUCAUUAUCCAGUCUCUCGACGCACAGGUUCCGGCGGACGUGGCUGAAGAGCUUCGGAAUUUCUGCCCAGGCGCGAAGGUCGCGGAGAUCCGCGACGGCGGCCAGUUCCCCUUUCUGUCGCGGCCGGAGGAAGUGACGCUGCAUGUGCAGGUUCACCUGCGGAGUUGCGGGCUGUUCCCCGACAGGCAUGUUAUUCAGCGGCAGGUCUCCAAGGCCUCGCGGGACUCGUGGGGGAGCCAGGAGGGCCUUUGCGCCUCCCGGCAGGCAUCGCGCGGCUCACCCGCUUCCUUCAGGAACUCGUCGGGGGCGACUCAGGCGCACAUGCGGGCGGCCCUCGCGCCUUCGCCGGCGGUGCCUCAGCCUCCGGCGCUCGGCGCCUGGGCGUCCGCAGGCGACGCCCCCUUGUCGCAGGGCGCAAGUGCGCUGCUGAGCCGCGAGCUCACGAGGAGCGCCUCGACGAGCUCCGACGGCGGAGAUGACGACCGUCGCGAGCGCGGCGAGGCGUCGCGCGAGGAGACGCGGCUGCAGGGGAAGUUUGCUGACGAUGAGUUCGCAGCACAGGAACGGUGGGCGCGGAGAACCUGGAGGAACCCUUUCAGAGACUCGGACUGA
Besnoitia besnoiti is the source of this 1743-nucleotide messenger RNA. RefSeq lists its product as uncharacterized. The record is from RefSeq and is a predicted model, not a curated record. The transcript has 5 exons. Lineage: Eukaryota; Apicomplexa; Conoidasida; Eucoccidiorida; Sarcocystidae. Bases 1 to 1743 code for a protein of 580 amino acids.